UUUUGUAAUUGUCGGACCCGCUUAUGUCGCAUAAAGCCCACGAAUAUGCUUUCUUCUUCUCUUUCAUUUAUUCCUUCCUCUCUUCUUCCCUUUUCUUUCCAUAAUCUCCUCCUUUCCUCCCUCCUCCUUCUCAGAUCCUAAGUAUCUUACUUUCCUCUUUCCUACUAUAGUUGAUCCCCCGAUCAUGGAGUUUCUCCUAGAGAUGCUUCUCACGGCCGUUGUUUCCCUUUUGUUUUCUUUCCUUGUGGCCAAGCUCGUCUCUGCGUCUAUGGCGGGCAACAUCGGUGGAGUAGGAAACGAUCAGGCGGAGAUCGGUGUCGGUGAUGGUUUUGUAAAGGAGGAGCUUCGUUUUGGUAUGAAAAUGGAUGCCCCAGUGGUCCAGAGCGAGAGGAAUUUCCGAGUUGUCGAUGAGAAUGUGGGACACGUGGAUCGAUUUGGAAGCGAAGCUGAUCGAGUCGGUGAUGAACUCCAGGAAGCUGCUAAAGGCGGAGAAUUGGCGGUUCCAACUGCCGAAGCUGAGGCUAAGUCCUUGCCCGAAGUCUCGCCGGAAAAUGUGAUAGCCGAGGAGUUGAUUGUUCGUGGAGAAGACCAACGGAGAGACUCGGUGGAAGAAAUAAGUGGAGAAAUCGGUACCGAACACGAAGAGCUGAUUGUUCGAACAGCGAAAGAUGAGUCCACUGCUUCAUUCACUCAAGAAGGAAGAAGCGUUUGUGCAGAAAACGUAAAAAGUGAAGAUGACGUAGUCGCGGAAUCUGAGGAGGUUAGUGUCGCAGAGAGUAGUAGUACGGUGAAGAUAAGUAAUCUCAACACUGAAGGAGAAGGAGAGGAUGAAGAGAAAGAGGAGUUGAGUGUUGAAGAAGAUGAUGAUUGGGAGGGAAUUGAGAAGACUGAACUAGAGAAAGCAUUUGCGUCUGCUGCAAAGCUUUUGGAAGAAUCCGGAAAAUCCGAAGAAAUUGGUGCGGAAGCUAAGAUGGAGUUGUACGGCCUGCACAAGAUCGCCACCGAAGGGUCAUGCCGAGAGGCACAACCUAUGGCCGUCAUGGUCUCUGCUCGUGCAAAAUGGAAUGCCUGGCAAAAACUUGGAAACAUGACUCAAGAGGAGGCAAUGGAGCAGUAUCUUGCACUUGUUGCCAAGGAGGUCCCUGGAUUAAUGAGUACUGGUCAUACUGUAGGGAAGAUGUCAGAAAUGGAAACCUCUGUUGACUUACCUCCUAAUUCAGGAUCAUUGGAUGAUCCGACCACCUUAGACACAACUGGUGCUGAAUCCAGCAAAAAUGAUAAUGUUAAGACCUAUGAAUCAAGCAAGGGAACUUAUAUCCUCAUAGUAGUUACCUUUGGUAUGAUUCUAGCAAUCGCCAAUUUCCAAGAAAUCUGGUGUUUCCAUUAG
Thlaspi arvense is the source of this 1387-nucleotide messenger RNA. Lineage: Eukaryota; Viridiplantae; Streptophyta; Magnoliopsida; Brassicales; Brassicaceae. The record is from the annotation of a GenBank genome assembly.